Molecule: messenger RNA, 418 nt
Organism: Staurois parvus
Lineage: Eukaryota; Metazoa; Chordata; Amphibia; Anura; Ranidae
Source: the annotation of a GenBank genome assembly
UUACAUCAGGGUCCCCAUGAAGUUCCCCCUUACAUCAGGUCCCCAUCAGAGUUCCCCCUCACAUCAGGGUCCCCAUAAGAGUUCCCCCUUACAUCAGGAGUCCCCAUCAGAGUUCCCCCUUAUGUCAGAGUCCCAAUCAGAGUUCCCCCUUAUGUCAGGGUCCCCUCAGAGUUCCUCCUUACAUCAGGGUCCCCUUCAAUGUUCUCCCUUACAUCAGAGUCCCCAUCAGAGUUCCCCCUUACAUCAUGGUCCCCAUCAGAGUUCCCCCUUAUGUCAGGAUCCCCAUCAGAGUACCCCCUUACAUCAGGGUCCCCAUCAGAGUUCCCCCUUACAUCAGGGUCCCCAUCAGAGUUCCCCCUUAUAUCAAGGUCCCCAUCAGAGUUCCCUCCUUACUAGUUUUGCCCAAGGCAAAGAUGCC